UGCCAAGAUUCCUCGCCUGCCUCCAGGCCCUCGCCUCCCAGCGCCUAGCACCCUGCGGGACCACCGAGGCACCCCAGGCCUCUCCCAAUGGCCCCACCUCUGCCCGUCAGCGAUUGGCUUUGGGGGCUGCCCAUACGCUUCAUGCCCGCCAAUCACUGACGUUUCUAGCGCUGACUGGCCAGGGAGCAGCCAAUCGGGGCGUGGCGUGGACCCCUCCCGUGGCGCGCUCUGGGGGUGCGCGAGGCGGGGCCGUGGCGGCUGGAGGUGGCGGCGGCGGCGACGCGUCCGGGCCAGUGAGGGGGCGCGGGGGCGCCGGGGGGCGCAAGCGUCAGCGGCCCGCGCUUGUCGGGCUGAACUGAGGACCGAGUCUCCUGCCAUUCCGAGCAGGCCUGGUAUGGAUAAUGGUGUGAAGGAAGGCCCGGUGCGAUUGCGUGAGGAUGCCGAGGCUGUCCUGUCCUCGUCCGUCUCAUCAAAGCGUGACCACAGGCAAGUGCUCAGCUCCCUGCUGUCUGGGGCCCUGGCUGGCGCCCUUGCCAAAACAGCAGUAGCCCCCCUGGACCGAACCAAAAUCAUCUUCCAAGUGUCUUCAAAAAGAUUUUCUGCCAAGGAGGCCUUCCGGGUCCUCUACUACACCUACCUCAACGAGGGCUUUCUCAGCUUGUGGCGCGGGAACUCGGCCACCAUGGUGCGCGUGGUGCCCUACGCCGCCAUCCAGUUCAGCGCCCACGAAGAGUACAAGCGCAUCCUGGGCAGCUACUAUGGCUUCCGCGGAGAAGCCCUGCCCCCUUGGCCUCGCCUCUUCGCCGGCGCACUGGCUGGAACGACAGCCGCUUCACUGACCUACCCCCUGGACCUGGUCAGAGCGCGGAUGGCCGUAACCCCGAAGGAAAUGUACAGCAACAUCUUUCAUGUCUUCAUCCGCAUCUCGAGAGAAGAGGGGCUGAAGACCCUCUACCAUGGAUUUAUGCCCACUGUGCUGGGGGUCAUUCCCUACGCCGGCCUGAGCUUCUUCACCUAUGAGACGCUCAAGAGCCUGCACAGAGAGUACAGCGGCCGCCGACAGCCCUACCCCGUCGAGCGCAUGAUCUUCGGCGCCUGCGCUGGCCUCAUCGGGCAAUCGGCCUCGUACCCGCUGGAUGUGGUGCGGCGGCGUAUGCAGACGGCCGGCGUCACCGGCUACCCGCGUGCCUCGAUCGCCUGCACGCUGCGCACCAUCGUGCGGGAGGAGGGCGCCGUGCGCGGCCUCUACAAAGGCUUGAGCAUGAACUGGGUCAAGGGUCCUAUCGCCGUGGGCAUCAGCUUCACCACCUUCGACCUCAUGCAGAUCCUGCUGCGGCACCUGCAGAGCUAGGGUACCCUGAGCUGCUCUCAGGACGGUGGACCAGUGACCCCUUUGUAUUCUGGGCCCAUGGAACGGGGGGCGCGCUUGAUUCCACCUCAGGAGCCACAUGAGGCGCUUUGUGGAACGAGAAGGUGGACCUGAGGAGCCUGGGCUCAGAGUCCAGGUCCAAACGCAAAGCUGGUGGCCCUGGAAGUGCAGUGUUGGGGCGAUGGUGUGGGGGGCCCCGCAGCCCCCCUCCUCCUUCCUCUGCAGAGGCUGGCGCCGCCUGCCGGAGGUGUUGCCCAAAAGGCCCUAGUGGGGCGUGGUCGACUCCACCUCCUGAUCCUGUGUGUCCUCCGACAUGCUGCUGAUUCUAGUGACCCCUGUCCCCACCAGGCUCAGAGCCAGACCGCGCCUGACCCUUUUUGUUCUGACUCCAGGUGCCUGCCCGGCCUCCAGGGUGCAGGGGAGCCUUUCCUGCAGGCGGACCCUGCCCUGGAUGGGGCCAGCCUCGUGAUCAGCUUUGGUCACAAAUGCAGCCCCUGGACCACCCCACCCUGCCAACCCUGCCUUCUCCAGUAUUUCCCGUGCGGCCACGACUCCUCAGUCACCAGAGCCUCCUGCUGGGAACAGUGUCCCCCAGAGCCUCAUGUCUGUCUCUAUCCUAGACCCUGCAAGCAGCUGGGUCCUCAAGAGCACAUCUCCCCCUAGGGUUGCCUGCCCACCUGCUUUGUAACCUUCCCAGGAGACUCACGCUUGCUCUGUGCAGCAGGGCUCGAGGCCCAGGCCAUGACAUGGAACUGCCUCAGGUUUGGGUCAGACCUGCAGCCUGGGGCAUCUGCUGAAAUGUAAGCACCCAAGCCGCCCCCUUUGGCCCAGAAGCUCCUGCCCCCUGGGCCCAGCGUCUCAGUGCCCCAACCCUCUGCCCAGCUGUGGUAUCCAACGGGUCCCUGGGUCCCCGGGUCCCCAUUUGAGCAGGCAUUUGGCUGGGAUAUGGAGCAAUUUAAAGCCCACAGGAGUUGUUCAGUUUCUAUGAAAUGGAGCACGGGGCACCUGGUAGCCUCGAUCUCCCCGAGUGGGAGCCUCAUGACAGAGUAUAGCCUGGGGGUGGGAGGUGAGGAAGAGCUGAGGUACCCAGGGGAGCUAACUGGUCUCUCAGAGAAGUCCCCCAGGGCCCACCAGGUAUCACAGGGACUCAGAAACACCCUUCUUCUUUUUUUUUUUUGGUUUUGGUUUUCAACUUGGCUGACCCCGGGUCUAUGAUCUAUUGACAUUGAACCCCUGACCAGUCCGCCUGGUGCCAGGGUGAGCGUAACGUGAGUGUUGCUUUCCACGGCUGGCUCAGCACACGCUGUGUGAAGAGAUCUGAGCUUGUUCAUCUCCAGCUGUGACUUCCAUUUCUGCCUUCCUUCUGUCCUCCUCCUGUUCUUGCCUUGGACCUGUGGGUGUGCAGACCGCUCUCUCUGCCUUCCUUGCAUGUGGCCACCAGCCAUCCCUGAUCUUGUCCCCAGAGGCCCAGGCAGCCUGUGAUGGCUGUGAGGGGUUGUCCCACUGGGUGGGUAUCCUUUACCCAGCACACAGACUUGGCAGGAGAGGCAGGGCAACCCUCACAGGGAGAUGAGAGGGCACCCAACUCACACAAGCGUGUGACAGAAAUAGGGAUUGGGGGUCUGCCCCAGGUGGGUGAGACCAAAUGGGUGGAUUUGGGGCCACAGGCUAGGCAGGAGAGACAAGGCGUAGGUGGGAGGGUCCCCCAGGCCCUGCUGACCCCAGUGUGUCUCCCCGGAGAUGGCUCCCAGCUGAGUGGGACCCGGCAGGAGUUGGGACAGUGCUGUCCCCCACCCCUGCACACAGCCAGGCCCUCGAGGCUCUGUGGUCACUCGCCUCCCUGCUAGUCUCUGGUCCUGGUCUGGAGUUAUAUUUUGAUGCCAUGAAGACACUGUUUAUAUCUAAUGUUUAUAUAUUUUAAAGAUUUGUGCCAAGAGAGUAUAUUUAAUAAAAAUAUAAAUGACUUCUUCUCCUGCUCCUGGCUGUUCUUUGGCUCUGACCCCACAUCUUCCCCCAUGAACCCCCAAACAGGGUUGAAGUGUUUUUGAAACAUAUUUGUGAUAAACGUUCUGAAUAAAAGUCUUGAAUAAAGUUUUUAAAUGCAA
This is a messenger RNA of Chlorocebus sabaeus (green monkey), 3474 nucleotides long. It is a transcript of the gene SLC25A42, whose product is annotated as solute carrier family 25 member 42. NCBI's taxonomy places the organism in Eukaryota, Metazoa, Chordata, Mammalia, Primates, Cercopithecidae. The record is from RefSeq and is a predicted model, not a curated record. Gene Ontology annotation, cellular component: mitochondrial inner membrane. Gene Ontology annotation, biological process: transmembrane transport.